Necator americanus (New World hookworm) is the source of this 585-nucleotide messenger RNA. RefSeq lists its product as uncharacterized. The transcript has a single exon. Lineage: Eukaryota; Metazoa; Nematoda; Chromadorea; Rhabditida; Ancylostomatidae. The record is from RefSeq and is a predicted model, not a curated record. The coding region runs from base 1 to 585 and encodes 194 amino acids.
AUGGAUCUCGAGCACGUCGACGAUACUGUUAUAUUCCCGGAAGGUACUACGAAACUUCAGCAUGUUGUCAACCUUGUAUCGAAGCUGGCUGCUGCCUAUGGAUUACAUCUAUGCCCUGAUAAUUGCAAGCAGAUGUGGAUCUCUUCGAGACCUCGAACAGGAACCAGGGUGGACAGACAACCAAUUGAACUCGUAGAAGAGUUCUGUUACCUGAUCUGUAUUCUGAAGAACAACGGCAACUACGAGAAAGAUAUUAAGCAAAGAUGCGCCAAAGCCAUUUCUGCAUUCAACUCCUUAGUGAAACACCUGUGGUUGAUCCCCACCACCAAUGAAGUCUACCUAUCCGCAGUCUACCAACCUGCGAGUCUACCUAUCCGCAAUUCGCCCUAUCAUGAUGAGACUUGGGCAGCACUUUCUCAGCCUGCAUUUGAAAAUCUUGCUGCUUUCGGCCAUAAGCAGAGUGUUAGUGAAGGAGGCGAAACCAUUUUGCAGUACGAACGAAGAACGUGUAAUAGAGAUGAGGAUAUUUUCUGCCAAAGGUCCACGUUAUAUAAUCCAAACCCACCUAUUCUGGUUCUGCACUAA